Molecule: messenger RNA, 432 nt
Organism: Aricia agestis (brown argus)
Lineage: Eukaryota; Metazoa; Arthropoda; Insecta; Lepidoptera; Lycaenidae
Exons: 3
Coding region: 25-426 (133 amino acids)
Source: RefSeq, a predicted model, not a curated record
AGAAUAUAAUCACUAUGUUCAAUUAUGUUCAUCAGAAUAAUAUACCUAGAUCCUCCUGAACUGUCUUCCAAUAGAGUAGAAGACUCCGAAGAAAGAGUUUUGUUGGUGAACCCAAAAUGCCUGGUCAGGAUCAUGCUGGAGUACAUAAGGAGCAGGUGUAAUCUGGGUCUGUACACGUGGUUUGACCUGUGCGACGAGAGCGGAGCCGUCAUGGGAUUGUUCGACAUGCCUUCGUAUGAGUAUCCCACAGAGAAGUUCCAAAAUGGCGGCACUUAUUACGUGAUUGUGAUUAAACAGGAGAAGACCAAACAGAUAUUCCCUCAAGUGAACAACAGUAAUCCUCUCCACGCUGAGCUGAAAGAGCGCGUGCGCAGGUUUCUGGAUGGAAGACAUUCUGCCACCUCCAUCUCUAAGGUGAAGGCAUGAUGAUGA